GUUUCCAUGGAGGACAGCACGAUCAGGGCCAAAUUCGAAACACUGCAGGAUCAGAUCCGCUCGUGGGCUAGGAAGUACAGUGCCUCCGCUCUUGCCGAUCUAGACCAAAUCCCACGCAAAAGCAAGACCACAAUUCUGCAACUUCUAGGAACGACGUGUGCCACUUCUGACUGGGAUAUACUUAUUGAGAGAUUGGCGUUUCCUCAGAACAGAAUUCCGGCACUCCUGAUGUAAGCGCUGCUAGCGAAGCGUAUAAUGAUCGAAAUGUUCAAGAACCCUUUUUUCGCAUUCGUCGGAUCAAGCAAUACCUGGCCCAGUGCUGCGCAACUAGGUCAUAUGUACGCCAAACUGAAUCAUUUUAGUCGCACAAUGGUUGCGCAGUUUUUGAACUUUGAAGGCGGGCACAUUCUACGCUCAAUUGAGGAUGAAGACGAAGAGCGCAGGCGCUUCAAGGACCUCAAAACUGUGGAUCGAAUGGCUGGCGACCUGGCAUUGCCACUGUGGACAACCCGAACAGACCUGCGUUGCCUCACCCUAAAACAGCUUCCAACGUUCCAGAGUUCAAACGGCCUGAUGUGCGCACACCGACUACACCAAUUAGAUGAGUAUGACCAACGGCUGGAUGGCAAGAACGUCAUACUAUGUGUUCAACCGGCCAUCGUGGCAUAUGGAAAUGAGAAUGGAGAACACUACGGUCAAUCCAAGGUGUAAGCUAAGUCUGUUAUGUUGGUGGAGCAAGGCAGAGAAGACGAUGGAGAGCUGUAGCUGAAGACAGAAUGUUGUAGAACUGUGUUCCUAUCUACUCUAUGGUACAAGAAUUGAAGUGCCACGAGCACAUCAGAAAAGGGAGAACAAGCAGGGCCUCGUAAAACACGUCCAUUCCACUCGCGAUGGGGGAUGUAUAUAAGCGCAAUUGUAUGUAUGUUCAUCAAAACAAUGAGGGGCAUGAAUCAAUAAUGGUGGGGCAAAUCUCGCUGGCCAUCCGAGUAUACAAUGGUGUUGAAGAAGCGAGUGACCUAAAAACAAUUUCCCAAAUAGCCAGGGCAUUCAUCACAUCGUUCCGGUUCAAAAGGGUGUGUGGGUCGUCUAUCACAUAACCAAUAGCAGAGAAAAGUAAAACAAAGCAUUUUCUCCUUCAGAAAGAGGGGUUGGGUUGCGAAAAGCGCCAGACUUGCCAUAAACUCGGGGCAAGCUGGGCC
This is a messenger RNA of Aspergillus uvarum CBS 121591, 1199 nucleotides long. RefSeq lists its product as uncharacterized. Bases 256 to 711 code for a protein of 151 amino acids. NCBI's taxonomy places the organism in Eukaryota, Fungi, Ascomycota, Eurotiomycetes, Eurotiales, Aspergillaceae. The transcript has 2 exons. The record is from RefSeq and is a predicted model, not a curated record.